Messenger RNA from Apus apus (common swift), 889 nucleotides. Its product is annotated as acrosin-like. The transcript is spliced from 5 exons. Gene Ontology annotation, biological process: acrosome reaction; proteolysis. The record is from RefSeq and is a predicted model, not a curated record. Lineage: Eukaryota; Metazoa; Chordata; Aves; Apodiformes; Apodidae. The coding region runs from base 14 to 889 and encodes 291 amino acids. Gene Ontology annotation, molecular function: serine-type endopeptidase activity.
GCCGCUGGCAGACAUGGCUUUGCUCCUGCUCCUCGUCCUGCUGGCCCUGGGCUGGCCCGUGCAUGGCACAUGGGACAACUGUGGGACCUGUGGGCUCCGACCCAUGGCUUCUUUCUACGGCAAGUGGCGCGUCGUGGGUGGCACCAAUGCACGGCCGGGGGCCUGGCCCUGGAUCGUCAGCAUCCAGGAUCCCUGGACAAUAGGCUCAGGGCACAUAUGUGGAGGGUCCCUCAUCACCCCACAGUGGGUCAUCACAGCAGCCCACUGCUUCAUCAACGCCAGCUACAUCUCCACGUGGCGCGUGGUGAUCGGGGCCAACCGCUUGUCUCGGCUGGGCCCUGAGGUCCAAGUGCGCCACAUCAGGCAGCUCCUGAUCCACGAGCACUAUAACGAACCCACGCAUUGGAACGACAUCGCCCUGCUGGAGCUGGACCAGCCCGUCCAGUGCAGCUCCUACAUACAGCUGGCCUGUGUGCCUGAUAUCUCGCUGAGAGUGCAAGAGCUGAAAAACUGCUACGUCAGUGGCUGGGGUGCCACCACUGCCAGAUCAGCCUCUGUAAACGAGAGUGAUGUCCUGCAGGAGGCCAGGGUGCACCUCAUUGAUACCGGCAUCUGUAACAGUAGCUGGUGGUACAGAGGGGAAAUCCACCACCACAACCUGUGUGCUGGCUACGAACGGGGUGUCAUCGACACCUGCCAGGGUGACAGUGGUGGCCCUCUGGUCUGCAAAGAUAACUAUCGUGACUACUUCUGGCUGGUUGGAUUGACCAGCUGGGGGAGAGGAUGUGCAAGAGCAAGACAGCCUGGGGUUUACGUCUCCACACAGCACUUCUACAACUGGAUCCUGGUGCAGCUGGGACUGCGUGCAGCAGGGAGGGCUGCUGAAUGA